Molecule: messenger RNA, 1200 nt
Organism: Alternaria viburni
Lineage: Eukaryota; Fungi; Ascomycota; Dothideomycetes; Pleosporales; Pleosporaceae
Exons: 3
Coding region: 1-1200 (399 amino acids)
Cellular component (GO): Cul4-RING E3 ubiquitin ligase complex
Molecular function (GO): protein binding
Source: RefSeq, a predicted model, not a curated record
AUGAACGGCCAGCCAAUCCCAGGCUACUUCUGGGACGCAGAGAAGAAGAAAUACUUCAGGAUCCAAAACCAAACUGCAGCCCAAGGAUCAAAUCUCAAAUAUUUCUCAGCAAAUAUCAAGAAGACGGAGCGAAAAGAGCGCAUUCAGAAUGUGGCACUUGCACGAUCGAACAAGCUCAAAAAGGAGCGGGUCGUCAGACGCAACCCGAACAGCUUCGCCCAGACAAACAUCGAUAGAGAGAUAGGCCUCGGAAGACGGUCACGCUAUAUUCACGGUCUUUGGCCUGACGCAUGCGCAGCCGGCAUUCAAGAACGUCCCGAAAAGGUGCUACCUCCAUGUGGACUCCGACUCUUUGCCAAAGACCCAGUACAUCACACGAUAUACACAGUCCAAGUCUCCUCGUUGUCCUUUCUACCAGCAACCGGCGCGCUUGCGGUGACGACGUAUGGGUCUGAUCGACCGCCAGAAGUAUGGCUCAGCGACCCGGGACGCGAUGAUCCUGGAGGUGCCUGGGACUCUCAAGCUGUAAUCAAGUCACUUGAAUCUGAUCUUCUGGCCUUGGAGUGGAUAUCGUAUAGUACUGUCGCGCUCGGCUGUCGAGACGGAACUAUCCGACUAUACGACACAAGAUCAGGGGGCUCAAGUCACGUCUUGACACAUCCCGCGCCCAUCUCAAAGCUCAAGCGUGCCGACGACGAGACUAGAUUGAUAUGCUCUGGGCUUAACGACACGCUUUUCCUAUACGACAUUCGCGCACCCCGCUUAUCUCGAAACUCAUCGCGAAAGACGUUCAAUUACGACAACCAUCACUACAAUGAAGAGUACUUCAAGACCUUAUACCCCACUCAUCGCGAUAAUCACAAACGCCGCAAGCUCAACCACAAAGCUUUCAAGAAUUGGUCGCAGCCAGUUAUGACUUUCGCCCACCUGAACAGAGACGAGCUAGAACUGGACAUCGAUGUAUACCCAAGACUCGGACUUCUAGCAGCAGCUCAAGACACAACGGAAGGUACAGUGAUCCGGAUCAGCAACAUCUGGACGGGUAAAUCUGUUAAGGAGAUUGAUCCAGGCAGCACGCACCAGGCCAAAAUCCGCGCACUCAAAUUCAUUGAAAGCGGCUUUGACGGCAAUGUUGACCUUUGGUCGUGUUGGGGUGGUGGGAUCGCGAAAUUUGGGUGGUCACACAGUAGGGGCCUUUAG